CGGAAGCAGUAGUUGAAGUUCGCCGUGCUGGUCUCGUCCUCGUCCCCACUCAAAGUUGAGAGCAGACAUCUCUUCGUUAGUCGUCAACAUGCCUUUCAUAGACGUCCAGACCAAUUUACCGGCCAGCUCGUUCUCCGAGGACUUCGUGAGGAAGCUGAGCUCGUGCGCAGCGGCCGCUCUGGGAAAACCGGAGGACAGGAUGAACGUGGUGGUGAAGCCUGGCCUGCUGAUGCUGAUAGGUGGCUCUUGCUCUCCGUGUGUGUCGCUGUCUGUAUCUGCCAUCGGUGUGACGGACACUGCUGAGAAAAACAAGGAGCACAGUGCCAAGAUUUUUGAGUUUCUGACCGGAGAACUUGGUCUGACUGAAGACAGGAUUGUUAUCCAGUUCCACGAGCUGCAGCCUCACCAGGUCGGGAAGAAGGGAACCGUCAUGAGCUUCUUGUGAAGGAUGUUGUUGUUUGACAUAACUCACAAUCUCAUUCCUGAGAGGAAAAGAAGACAGAUUAGGAUUAUUCACCCACUGAAGUAAAAAUCAUUUUCAUUCUUUUUAUUGAUCUUUGAUUUUUGUGUCAUGUCCUAAAGCUGUAAAACAUGCAAACACAAAUCAAUUCUAGUUUUCUAUUCUAUUUGAUGAUUAAAAGCCCUGUGACUGUAAACAUUCCUGAAAUCACUUGUCUCACAUACUUUUGGAGAAAAUGAUACUAAAACCACAAGGAAUAAAAAAAAAUCUCUCUGACAAUA
Messenger RNA from Larimichthys crocea (large yellow croaker), 741 nucleotides. It is a transcript of the gene ddt, whose product is annotated as D-dopachrome tautomerase. Gene Ontology annotation, molecular function: phenylpyruvate tautomerase activity. The transcript is spliced from 3 exons. Bases 89 to 445 code for a protein of 118 amino acids. Lineage: Eukaryota; Metazoa; Chordata; Actinopteri; Sciaenidae. The record is from RefSeq and is a predicted model, not a curated record.